AGGUAUGAGGGGAUUUCUCGUUGACGCACCACAUUUCGACGACGGACAGCUCUCAGUCUAGCGCACACUCGUGUUUACAUCCCGGGUUUUGGCUACCGGGCGACGGGAGACGGAAGCCAGACGCACGGAUAUGGUUCCAGCGCACGGAGCCUGUGAUUGUUGGUCCAUUUUCUAAACCCACCGCGGUGUGUUGCUUUACGCACGGGGAGCGCGUGGAAUUACUGCAGCCGCGGCGACCGUGCGCGCACCGGAGCACAAGCCCGUGGGAUGACAGACCUCGGCGGCGUGUGGACGAGUGAGAAGCAGCCUCGUUAACGCCAGGACGAUGAGAUCCCCGGCAGGUCGGGAGGGAAACACCGGAGGGUUUAUCAGGCCGCGUCACCCCGCGCUCGUCUAACCACAGCUCACGGAGGCGACUGUUCCCACUGAGAUCGUUCGUUUGUUGAGCAACCGAAAGGGAGGAACCAUGUCCCGGACACUGAAGAAGAAGAAACACUGGUCCGGUAAAGUGGUGGAGUGCGCGGUGUCAUGGGGGAACCUCGGAGACUUCGGCUCCGUGGUGGAGGUUCUCGGGGGCGCGGAGAUGGGACAGUUCCCGCACCUGGGCCAGAUGAAGCUGGACGUGCUGGUGUGCCACGUCGGGAAGCUGCCGUACUACGGGGACGUGCUGCUGGAGGUGAACGGGACGCCCGUCAGUGGACUUACAAACCGCGACACCCUGGCUGUCAUCCGCCACUUUCGAGAGCCGAUUCGCCUGAAGACCGUCAAACCAGGUAAAGUGCUGAACUCGGACCUGCGCCACUACCUCAGCCUGCAGUUCCAGAAGGGCUCGCUGGACCACAAGCUGCAGCAGAUCAUCCGGGACAACCUCUACCUACGCACCAUCCCCUGCACCACACGGCUCCCUCGAGAUGGGGAGGUGCCCGGCAUCGACUACAACUUCAUCGACGUGGGAGACUUCCGGAUCCUGGAGGAGAGUGGCCUCCUCCUGGAGAGUGGCACCUAUGAUGGUAACUUCUACGGGACCCCCAAACCUCCGGCCGAGCCCAACCUGGUGCAGCCUGACCUGGUGGAUCAGGUGCUGUUUGAUGAGGACUACGUCGGUGAUGUCCCCAGAAAACGCACCACCUCGGUCAGCAAGAUGGACCGGAAGGACAGCGCCGUCCCCGAGGAAGAGGACGAUGACGAGAGGCCACCGCUAGUCAAUGGAUUGCCCGAGCUCAAAGAGAGGGCGGACUGGAGGAAAGCGGUGCCCAGCUACACCCAGUCCAGCAGCUCCAUGGACUUCCGCACAUGGAGCUCGCUUCCCCGCGAUGACAGCCUGGAGCCGCUGCCCCUUAACUGGGAGAUGGCUUACACUGAGACCGGCAUGGUCUACUUCAUAGAUCACAACACCAAGACGACCACGUGGUUGGACCCCCGCUUGGCGAAGAAGGCGAAGCCCCCUGAGAAGUGUGAGGAUGGAGAGCUGCCAUACGGCUGGGAGGAAAUUGAUGAUCCGCAGUACGGCACAUACUACGUGGACCACAUCAACCAGAAAACCCAGUUUGAGAACCCGGUCCUGGAGGCGAAGAAGAAGCUGAGCCAGGAGACGGCUGCGAUCCAACAAGCCGCUGCGGCUCCUUCCCAAGGCAAGGGAGGCGCAUCCGGCUUCACCCCGGACCCCAACCAGCUGAAGGGGGAGAUGUACCACACGGCGCUGAAGAAGAGCUCCCAGGGGUUCGGCUUCACCAUCAUCGGAGGCGACCGCACCGACGAGUUCCUGCAGGUGAAGAACGUUCUGGGCGACGGCCCGGCCGCCCACGACAACAAGAUGUCAUCUGGCGACGUGAUUGUUGAGAUCAACGGGCUCUGCGUGCUCGGCAAGACUCAUCCAGACGUGGUGCAGAUGUUCCAGUCCAUUCCCGUCAACCAGUACGUGGACAUGGUUCUCUGCCGUGGAUACGCUCUCCCCCCGGAUGUGGAUCUGAGCAGCGACGACCCUCUGCCCCCUCCUCCUCCUCCGUCGGCCAGCCAGCCCCAGCAGGCCCUGCACGGGGGGGAGGUGGUGACGGCCGUGCCCCUCAUCAACGGGCAGCCGCUGCUGGUGAAAGGCGACGUCCUGCAUGGCUCCUCUCAGGAGCUCCACUACGUCACCACGGACGCCAGCGGGCGGCCCGUCGUGGCCGCCAUGCCCAACGGCCGGCAGGGGGAGCUGGCGGGGAUGCUGCAGCCGGAGCUGGUGAGCGUGCCGCUGGUGAAGGGGCCGGGGGGGUUCGGCUUCGCCAUCGCCGACUGCCCGCUGGGCCAGAAGGUGAAGAUGAUCCUGGAUGCUCAGUGGUGCCGUGGCCUGCAGAAAGGAGACGUCAUCAAGGACAUCAACAGGCAGAAUGUGCAAACGCUGAGUCAUGCUCAGGUGGUGGACAUCCUGAAGGACUUGCCUGUGGGCAGCGAGGUCGAUGUGCUGGUGCUGCGAGGAGGUCAAACAUCGCCUGUGAAGAGUCUCAAGCCUAGACAGGAAAUGACGGCCAGCCUAGAGACCCUGGACGGUAUCGGCGACUCGGCGCCCCAGGCCUUGCCUUACCACUCCAACACGAGCACCCUGCGCUCCAUCGACUCCCCCAAACGAGACGCCACCGAGAUGUACCUGAAGUCCAAAGCCCUGCUGGACAGCAGACAGCCUCACACCAAAGACAUAGAUGUUUUUCUAAAGAGAGACAUUGAAACAGGCUUUGGCUUCCGAGUUCUGGGAGGAGAAGGUCCACAGCAACCAAAUGUGUUUCCCCAGGUGUACAUCGGGGCCAUCGUGGCCAACGGAGCUGCCGAGAAGGACGGUCGCCUGCGAGCUGGGGACGAGCUCAUCGGCAUCGACGGUGUGAUGGUGAAAGGUCGCUCUCACAAGCAGGUGUUGGAUCUGAUGACCAACGCCGCCCGAAACGGUCAAGUGAUGCUGACCGUGCGAAGAAAGGUCAUCUACAGAGAUGCCACAGAUGAGGAGGUCCUGGAAAUGACUCCAGUGCUGGUGAACGGUUCCCCCAAGCUACCUCGCCUGCCGAUGCCCAGCGCUCUGGACCACGAGUCCUUUGACAUCACGCUCCACCGCAAAGACAUCGAGGGAUUCGGCUUCGUCAUCCUCACGUCCAAGAGCCGACCGCCGCUCGGAGUCAUCCCGCACAAGAUUGGCCGAAUCAUCGAAGGCAGUCCCACCGACCGCUGCGGCCUGCUGCACGUGGGAGAUCGCAUCUCGGCGGUCAACGGGCGCUCCAUCAUCGAGCUCUCUCACAAUGACAUCGUGCAGCUCAUCAAGGAGGCCGGCCACGUGGUCACUCUCACCGUCGUUCCGGAGGACGAAUACCACGGCCCUCCGUCUGGAGCGAGUUCAGCCAAACAGAGUCCGGCUCUGCAGCACAGGGUCAUGGGUUCAAGGUCAGCCCUUCAGGACGAGCGUUAUAACCUCGACCUGGAGGAGAAGAGGGACGGACUCAACUGGUCCGACCACAAAACGCUUCCCCUCAGCGAGCAGGGGACCCUGUGUGUGACGGGACCCAACCAGGGCUGCCUGACGGUGGAGCUGGAGCGGGGACCUCGGGGCUUCGGCUUCAGCCUUCGGGGGGGCACAGAGUACAACAUGGGCCUGUACAUCCUGAGACUCGCGGAGGACGGAGCCGCUCAGAUCGAUGGAAGAAUCCAUGUCGGGGAUGAGAUAGUGGAGAUUAAUGGGGAGCCGGCUCGUGGCAUCUCUCAUACACGGGCUAUUGAGCUGAUCCAGGCCGGGGGAAACAAAGUGGCACUGCUGCUGCGUCCCGGAGCAGGCCUGGCUCAAGAUGGAAGUCAACGCGAUCAAAAAUUCAUUUCAUCCACAAGCUACUCCAGCGAGGUGUUUUUCUCUGACACAUCACCCCAGACCUCUCCAUACACCGCCGGGGCUCCCGUCUUCGUGUCCCCACCCUUCUCCAGCAAACUGAGACGUUCCUCCAGCUGGAGCACCCUGUCCCCACAGGGCCUCAAGCCCCGCAGCAGCAGUGGCAGCGGCAGCCGGGGUUUAAGCUCCGUGGAGGAGAGUGAUGAGGGGGCCGACGAGGAGGUCACAAGGCUUGCUCACCCCUCCCCCGAGCAUGUGAAGUUCUACAAGAGGACCAGGCCCACAAAAGACUCCAGAGAGCUAAGCAGCCCAAAGAAAACAGGGGAGACAUUUCCUAAAGCCAAAGAGCAACUUCACGGUCCCACGAAGACGGAGAGUCGGGCACGGGAAGAAGGGCUGAGCGGGAACAGGACGUCUCACACACAAACAAAAGCGGAAUCCACGAUCAUGAGGAGGCCUUCUCAGGUGGGACAGCAGCUGGCUUCGACUCUGCAGCAGCGAGGCCCUCAGAUGAGAGUCAAAGACUCCUCCAGCAGAGAGAGCUUGAAUCACGAGAAGAAGAACGGCAAUGGGGGGGGUAUUGAGACGAGGCGACACUCGCUAGGAAAUAAGAUGGAAGGGAGAGGGGAGAAGAUGAGGCAGGAGCAAGUCAGUUUCAAAAGGAGAGUGGGGGGAGAAACUCACCGCCUCAGAUCAUCACCUCAUGCAGCCAGGGACAGCGAGAAAGGAACAGGGAAAGACUCCUCCAGCAGAGAGAGCUUGAAUCAUGAGAAGAAGAACGGCAAUGGGGGGGGUAUUGAGACGAGGCGAUACUCACUAGGAAAAGAAAAGGAAGGGAAAGAGGAGAAGUUGAGGCCUGAGCAAGUCAGUUUCAAAAGGAGAGUGGGGGGAGAAACUCACCGUCUCAGAUCCUCGCCUCCUGCAGCCAGAGACAGCGAGAAAGGAACAGGGAAAGACUCAGGGCGGAGAGACGCUCAGGACAAGAGCAAACCUCCGGGAGACAGGAGCAGAGAUAGAGAGACGACAAACGGCAGAAGAGAAACCCUGUUGUCUUUCAAAGACGCGCAGGGUAGAAAGGUUUCUGUGGUUUCGCCCAGAGAGGCCAAAGGAAAACAAGAUGUGUCUUCUCGCUGCAGAGACGACGGCAGUAAGGACGUCUCUGUGGACUCUGUAGACAGUGUCCCAGGGACCCCGCAGGGCCCGGGGGGACCUAUCAGCCCCGGCCCCUGGAAAGUGCCCAGCUCAGCCAGAAUCCUCUCCCAGGCCGAGGUUCUCCGGGAGCCUUUGUGAUGGAAAAACAUAUACAGUCACCCGGAAUAUUAAACAGUGGAUUGUUUUCUCUGAGUUCUUCCAUAAAAUGCAGAAAACUAUUACUACGACCAGUUUCGUUUGUUCCUUUUCCUUUUGGGGAGUCCUGAGACAUCACAUGUAGCAGCUCGCCCCUGCCUCGCCCGCGGCCUCGGCCUCUUUGACGUGGGAUUGUGGCUCGGGGGCGUUUUGUCAGUCAGGACACUUUGAAAUGUGAAAAUACAGAUAUGUGCCAAUCCUGGGAGUCUCCUGUGGAACUACCAACAGAGCUUUUCCCUCCAUCGCAAUGCAACGACCCAUAUGCAAAGAAAUGGAGAAAGGCCUCCCCCCCCCGCCUCUCGCCUGUAGUAAACACCAACUGUGACUGUCAUCCAGGAUUUCAUUUUGCUCUCUCUCGGUCUCAUUGGGGGACAUUUUUGGACUCUGUCUUCUUUUUCUUAAAAGUUAUUUUUUAAAUCUCAGCUGCAUGCAGUCGGUCCUUCUGUUUGUUUACUGCACGUGUUCUGCACAUCACUGACGAUGAUCCUUUAGCCUUGUUUAUAACUCCCACUCUCCGAUUUCAAAUGCAACCCAGCAAGCGUUCACUUUACCGGGGGACUCUAGACUGUUCUAUGGUUGUAGAUGCGACUCUCCUCCAUUUAAAACAACAACAAAAAAAUAACAGUAUCGUUAAAAAGACCAGAAACUUGUGGUUUGAGAUCUUGUUUACCAUUGUGUACGAUAACCAACCAGUGUGUAAUUUAUUGAGAUAAUAGAUGAAUAUAUGUAUAUGUAGCCGUACCAAGCCAUUCCACAUUUUGAUAUAGACUUCAAAGAUUUGUCCCAUGUUAUUUGAGCUCUCACCCUAUUUCCAAUGUACUUCAGUGGUAGGAGUUACCAUGGGUCUUUGUAGUUCAUGAACUGUAUAGGUAACAUGCAAACCACCGUACCAAAGGUUUGCAGUCGCUCAAAACGUGUCUCAUUGUGAAAUAUUAUAUAUAAAUAUAUAUAUAUAUAUAUAUUUGAAUGUGUCAUAUUUGCAGAUUCUAACUUUAAAGAUAUCUAUUGAAUUUCCUUGCACUGCAUCUGCCCUUGUAGCAUAACAGUAACAGAAUGACCAUGAGUUGUAUUUUUAAUUUGUGAUUUUGACUUGCUACCAGUUCAUUUCCACUUUUUAUUAUUAGUAUAAUUACGAUUACUUUAUAAAGAUGUUUCUUUUUUUUCUAAAAUGUUCACUGUUAAAGGCCAAAUUUUCAAUUCAUAUAAUUCUGUGCAAGUUUUCAGUCAUCUCCC
Pleuronectes platessa (European plaice) is the source of this 6421-nucleotide messenger RNA. Its product is annotated as membrane-associated guanylate kinase, WW and PDZ domain-containing protein 3. The transcript is spliced from 21 exons. The coding region runs from base 467 to 5131 and encodes 1554 amino acids. NCBI's taxonomy places the organism in Eukaryota, Metazoa, Chordata, Actinopteri, Pleuronectiformes, Pleuronectidae. Gene Ontology annotation, molecular function: protein binding. Gene Ontology annotation, biological process: signal transduction. The record is from RefSeq and is a predicted model, not a curated record. Gene Ontology annotation, cellular component: cytoplasm.